CCUAGAACUAGCUAGCACUAACUAAAACCAUUUUCACUUUUCAGCCAUUGAUUAAUUCAUCCUUAAUUUGUUGCAGCCAUUACUUAAUUUCUGUUCAUAAACAUGGAAAUCACUCCCAGGAAGAUGCAAUCCAGGGCCAACCGCCACAUAUUUUCAGCAUCAGAUGACACUGUCAUGACCAAACAAAUUCGUGCUACUCAUGCUCCAGUUGGUGGACAUAUUAACGUUAGACCUCUUCUUAAUGUUGUUCAGGACAUUUUCCACCGUGCCUCUUUCAUCCCUCACAUUGUUCAGGGAAAGCAAGAGCAAUUGGGAGCCAUAGAGGACAAUUCCCACCAAUCUGACUUAGCUGAUAUGCUAGAUAUUUCUUACCACACAAUUAACAAAAUUUCCUGCGAGAUAUCUUGCAAGUGUGUAGGUGGUGGAGACGCCCAUGCCACAACCAUAGAAAUACUGAGCAUGCUCUCAAGCUAUUCAUGGGAUACUAAAGUGGUGAUUGGUUUAGCAGCUUUUGCAGCAAACUUGGGGGAGUUUUGGCUGAUGGCUCAGCUCUAUGCCACCAACCGUCUUGCCAAGUCUGUUGCAAUGCUGAAGCAAAUCCAUGAAACACUUGAACAAGUGGAAGCUUUGGGACCCAAGUUUGAAACAGUGAACAACCUUCUCAAGGCCAUGUUAGAUGUUGCCAAUUGCAUUGUUGAGUUCCAUGAGCUUCCCUCUCAGUACAUUGACCCUGAAGCACCAGAAAUGUUGAAUGUAUCCACUCUUAUUCCAAGUGCUGUCUAUUGGACCAUUCGGAGUAUUGUGGCAUGUGCUUCACAUGUUUUAGGCAUAGUUGGUCUGGCUCAAGGAUACCUGAUAUCAACAAUAGAGACUUGGGAGCUUUCCAGUUUGGUUCAUAAGCUCGAUAACAUAAAUAGCCACCUUCGGAAACAACUAGCCCUUUGUCAUCAGCACUUAGAUGACAACAAACAGAUAGAAGCAUUUCAAACACUUCGGCGCCUUUUUGAGACAUUGCAUCUAGAUAACAUGAAGGUUCUUAAAGCUCUGUUUUGCAGCAAGGAUGAUCUGUUGCCACUCUUCGAUGGUUCUACCAAGAAAAGGGUUAGCAUUGAUGUUUUGAAGAGAAAGAUUGUGUUAUUCUACAUAACAGACCUCCAUCAUGUCUCUGAACAAGAGAUUAUGAUUUUUGAACAAAUGUAUCAAGAGUCAAGGCAAGACUCAACCAGGGUAGAGGGUCAAUACGAAUUUGUUUGGCUUCCUGUUGUGGAAAAAGGAACCUCAGGGGCUGAAGCAAAACAAAGGUUCGAGAAGCUGCAAUCAAUGAUGCCAUGGUUUUCAGUUUAUGACCCUUCUCUUCUGGAGCCAUCAACCAUCAAGUACAUUAAAGAGGUGUGGCUUUUCAGUGGGAAGCCUAUCCUUGUAGUGUUGGACCCCCAUGGGAAGGUUAUGAAUCUCAAUGCAAUACACAUGAUGUGGAUUUGGGGAAGCCUGGCAUAUCCAUUUUCUAGCUCAAAGGAAGAAUCACUGUGGAAGGAGGAAACAUGGGGACUUACCCUGUUAGCAGAUACAAUUGAUCCUUUACUCAUUGAUUGGGUAUCAGCGGGAAAAUACAUAUGCUUGUAUGGAGGAGAUGAUAUGGAGUGGAUCAGAAAAUUUACAAGUACAGCAAAAUCAGUGGCAAGGGAACUUCAAAUACCACUAGAGAUCAUUUAUGUGGGAAAAAGCAACCCAGGAGAGAGAGUUAGAAAAAUCAACAAGGCCAUACGUGAAGAAAAUUUGAGCAACGUACUUGCUGACCUUACUAUUAUUUGGUUCUUUUGGGUUAGGCUGGAGAGCAUGUGGCACUCCAAACUACAGCAGAGCAAGACAGUGGAGAAUGACCAGAUAAUGCAUGGAAUAAUGAGGAUCCUAAGCUUUGAUAGCAGUGAUCAGGGUUGGGCUGUGAUCAAUCAAGGCACAGGGAGAAUGGCACAGGGCAAGGGAGACACAUUUAUAAAGUGCCUUGAGGAACAUGAGCACUGGAAGGAUAAGGUUAAUGAUAAAGGGUUUUUGCCAGCAAUGGAUGAUUAUAUGCAAGAACUCCAAACCCCACAUCACUGCAAUCGUUUGAUUCUGCCAGGAGUCAAUGGUAGAAUCCCUCAAAAGGUUGUCUGUGCUGAGUGUGGCCGUUCAAUGGAAAAGUUCUUCAUGUAUCGUUGCUGCAAUGAGUGAAUUCCAACACUUCAGGUUUGGAUGCAUGGUAAAUUCUUCUACAGAAAUUGAUCCCUGCAAGAAGCUACUCCUAGAUCUAAACCUGAACCCAAACAUACUACUAGACCGUGAAUAAGAUUAUUAAUGUAGAACUAAUAUUAAUAAUGAGUAUCUACAUUGUUUAUAUCAACUAUAAUUCUGUCUUAGACUAAGCUUGAACAACUUUUGAGUCCCAUUCUUUUUCAAUUUAUUUACACUACUCCAAGUGCUUGGAGAAACAAGUCAUAACCUUACGUCGGUUGAAGCAUAAUUUCAAAGUAAGGUGUCAAAAUCUUGAAUAAGAUUAUGUCUAGAAUUAUAAUUCAAAAUGUACUCAUCUACAAUGUUCAUAUAAAGGCUUAUUAAUUUAU
Messenger RNA from Lotus japonicus, 2600 nucleotides. RefSeq names its product protein SIEVE ELEMENT OCCLUSION B-like. Lineage: Eukaryota; Viridiplantae; Streptophyta; Magnoliopsida; Fabales; Fabaceae. The record is from RefSeq and is a predicted model, not a curated record. The coding region runs from base 103 to 2211 and encodes 702 amino acids. Gene Ontology annotation, biological process: phloem development. The transcript is spliced from 7 exons.